AAUCGUGAAUACGUUGUUACAUCGAUGCCUACCGAACCUUUACUGGCAGAAGCUAGUGCUCGAAUAAUGAAUGAUCCGUUUAUCAGCCCCACAGAACUUAUUAAUCAGCUCUCUUCAGCCCUUAAAAAAGGUGUAGUAGAGGCCGAUGACAGUAAAAAAGAUCUCAAUGACACAAAUGCUAGCGAAAAUUAUUUUCGUUUCGUGACUAUUGAAGAUUUUUUAAGAUCAUUACUCGCAGACAAAGUUUAUGAGAAAAUAGAGAACCAUUGA
Molecule: messenger RNA, 270 nt
Organism: Racocetra fulgida
Lineage: Eukaryota; Fungi; Glomeromycota; Glomeromycetes; Diversisporales; Gigasporaceae
Source: the annotation of a GenBank genome assembly